CAGUGACAUUGAAUUUUCUUCCACACACAUCUGGAUGCGAUGGCCUAACCAUUUAAGCAAAUAUAUUUUCAAUGGCUAUGGCCUGCCAUGGAAAUUGGAAAAUUCAAUUCAAAUCGGAAUUGAAUUUCAAAGCUAAAGGACGUGUCCGGUGCUUAAACGGUAGUUCAAGUUCGAAGCGGUUUAUUUUUUCAACAGACAAAGAAGGUGUCGAAUCGAACAAAGAAUCUCUCCCAAAUGGACUAUUUGAAGUACAUUGUCGUGUUUGCUCUGUUGGUAUCCGUAGCCUCGGCGCGUAAGGUCAAGAGAAAGGGAGCCUUUGGCCUACCACCCUUGCCACCACAACAACCUGUCGGUCCAUCCGGUCUUUCGGAACCCUAUCAAUUCGAAGAGGUCCGUUACGAGGAGUAUGCCAACGAACAACCACCUCCACAUAACCCCCAUCACAGACAGACGCAUUAUGAUUCCGCCCAUUACGAAGUGGAUCCCCAUUAUGCCCAUACCCCCGUCUCGACAGGAAGCUCCUUUCUGGUGGACAAUGGAUUGAGGAGUAUUGCCAAGGGAUCUGCCGAUCAGGCCAAUUCUGCGGUGGUCUCUCAAAAUGCUGCAGCCAAACAGGCGGCCUAUAUUGCCAAGAGUACUUUGGCCCAGGCUGCGGUACAGGCAGCUGGGACCGCUGUGGCCGUUCUGAAAGGUAAAGAGGUCCUCUUACAGCGUCUGGAGGAGCAAAGUUCCGAGGCCCACAAGGUUAUGCAGGGUGAGUUACAGCAGCUGCAGCAAGCCAAGCGUGCAGCCAAGGCAGCCCAAUACUCCGCCCAACAGGCCUUGCAACAUGUAUCAGUGUUAACUGCUGCCCUCAAUAAUGCCCAGGCAGCCUCGGAGUUAGCACAGAAAUCUGCCUCCGAAGCUGCCGCCGAGUUGGCCUCACAAAUUGACAUGGUGGCCCAGGCCAAAGCUAAAUUGGAACAAAUCGAAUCACAUCUUUAUUCGGCACGCCUGGACUACGAAGAGACGAAAGAGGCGGCCGAGAAGGCCACCCACUCGGCCCAGGAAGCCCAGCUGAAUGCCAAUGAUGCCGGACUUCAUGCCAAUGUGGAGCUCAGCGAAUCCUCAGCAUCGCUGACAAUUGGAGCCCAUGAAAAAAGUGAUUCUGAACCCCAACACAACAUCGUCAAAAGACGACCGACCACUGCGGAGAGAGGUCGAGAGAAGAGCCAACGGAAAAAUCCGCUGCAGCAAAAAUCGCAAGAGAAAAACAACAAUAGGAAUUGAAAUGGAUUUCGGAAAGGAUUUCAGAAUUGUUCGUGGACCUUAAAGUAUUGAUAAUCUCUUUUAUUUAUGCAUAAAUUUCUCAGUUCGGAUGUAAGUGAAAAAAUAAAAACAAAGGAUUUGUAACUUAUAUUGGAAAAAUGGUCAGAAAAAAGGUUACCUAGCAGCGGAGAAAGGCUUCUUCGAUAGAAAGAAGACUUUUUUCGGAGACUUUUUUCGCUAGAAAAAAAUUUCCUCAGGAACGGAGGAGACUUUUUUCGUUAGAAAAAAAUUUCCUCAGGAACGGAGGAGACUUUUUUCGUUAGAAAAAAAUUUCCUCAGGAACGGAGGAGACUUUUUUCGUUAGAAAAAAAUUUCCUCAGGAACGGAGGAGACUU
Messenger RNA from Musca domestica (house fly), 1643 nucleotides. RefSeq lists its product as uncharacterized. The coding region runs from base 235 to 1269 and encodes 344 amino acids. NCBI's taxonomy places the organism in Eukaryota, Metazoa, Arthropoda, Insecta, Diptera, Muscidae. The record is from RefSeq and is a predicted model, not a curated record. The transcript has 3 exons.